Messenger RNA from Cololabis saira (Pacific saury), 1503 nucleotides. RefSeq names its product zinc finger protein 239-like. The record is from RefSeq and is a predicted model, not a curated record. Gene Ontology annotation, cellular component: nucleus. Gene Ontology annotation, molecular function: DNA-binding transcription factor activity, RNA polymerase II-specific; RNA polymerase II cis-regulatory region sequence-specific DNA binding. The coding region runs from base 95 to 1030 and encodes 311 amino acids. Gene Ontology annotation, biological process: regulation of transcription by RNA polymerase II; central nervous system development. Lineage: Eukaryota; Metazoa; Chordata; Actinopteri; Beloniformes; Belonidae. The transcript has 2 exons.
GAGGAAUAGACAUCAUAUAGAACACUAUAUGUGUUCUAUAUGAUGUCUAUGGGAGGAACCUCGUUUUUAUACAGACACAGAAAGAGGAUUUUAGAUGGAACAGUUGCUCGAUUUUGGAAGAAUGGAAACGGAGCAGAACCCAGAUCCAGAGAAGGACCGGGACCAGGACCAGAACCGGGACCGGGACCAGGAGGACCAGGGCCAGGUCUGUUCAAAGUCCAGCACCAAAACGGUCUUCUCCUCUGCUGGUCUGCAGAAUCAUAAAGGAAGACCCAAAAAACACUGCUGUGAUGAUUGCAAGAAAGUCUUCACCACUUCAUCAAACCUGAAGAUCCAUAAGAAAAUUCACACUGGAGACAAGCCUUUCAGAUGUGAUCAGUGUGGAGCGACUUUUGCCCGAAAAGGUCAUCUAAAGCAACACCAACGUAUUCACACUGGAGACAAGCCUUUCAGAUGUGAUCAGUGUGGAGAGGCUUUUGCCCGCCAAGGUUCUCUAACGAUUCACCAACGUAUUCACACUGGAGAAAAGCCUUACAGAUGUGAUCAGUGUGGAGCAGCUUUUACCAUAUCAAGUAAUCUAACGAUUCACCAACGUAUUCACACUGGAGACAAGCCUUACAGCUGUGAUCAGUGUGGAGUGGCUUUUGCCCAGCAAAUUACUUUAACGAUUCACCAACGUAUUCACACUGGAAACAAGCCUUACAGAUGUGAUCAGUGUGGGGCGGCUUUCGCCCAUCGAAGUGCUCUAACGAUUCACCAACAUAUUCACACUGGAAACAAGCCUUACAGAUGUGAUCAGUGUGGAGCGGCUUUUGCCCAGCCAAGUGCUCUAACGAUUCACCAACGUAUUCACACUGGAGAAAAGCCUUACAGAUGUGAUCAGUGUGGGGUGGCUUUCGCCCAUCGAAGUUCUCUAACGAGUCACCAACGUAUUCACACUGGAGAAAAGCCUUACAGAUGUGAUCAGUGUGGAGCAGCUUUUACCACAUCAAGUAAUCUAAGGAAUCACCAACGUAUUCACACUGGAUAAAAAGUUUACAUUUGUGAUCAUUUCUGAUAUUAUUUAUUUUGAGAGUUCAGUUAAAAUGCACCAAUUUAGUUUGAAAGACAUCAUUCUGGUGGUUAGAUUGUGGGAAAUUUUUUGAAUCAUUUUUUUAAAAAGCAGCAGAUUUUUACAGCUGUAAGAGCUGUUCAGUUAUAAUCAGAUUUAGAAAAUGAAGUAUAAAGAUUCAAUUCAAAAGUCUUUAUUUUGAACAUGAUGGUAGUGUAAGUAACAGACAUGCUUUAAAAUUAGACCCUCAUUAUUAGAUGUUAUAUGUUUUACACAAAGGUGAGACAGCCUGAUAGACAUGAGUUUAGUUCUUUAGUUAUUCUGAGAGAAAUACAUAUGAGGGUAUGAUUCUGUUAAAUACUGUUUUACAUUAGCCAUUUUCUUCUUUGUAAUGUUUUUUUUUUGUUUGUUUUUCUUGAAAUGUUUACGUUUCCCAGAGUUGUUGUCAUUGG